GCGUUAACCGCAUCCUGCUCUACCUCACUCCUCCUCUCUUCCUUGUGUUUGUCACCUACAACCUUCAUUUAAUUGUCACCACCCAUGGAAACUGACAGAUCUACUGCCCCCAAACGCCGACGCUCCGCACUGGCCUGCGAGGAAUGUCGUCGACGCAAGAUCCGAUCGCAAAGUCCGCCAGAAGCGCCAAGUCAAAAUUCACCCAGGAUCCGCGCCAUCGCGCGAGAGCCUUCCCAUGGAUCAGCCGACACUCACGGACUUUCGCAUCCUACACCAUCAGUAGAAGCUUUGACAGAUCGUAUUCAACAGCUGGAGCAGAAGCUCAGCGAGGCUCUCAGUUUGCAGGCAGAAAGUCGAUCACAGCAACUCCCAACCGUGGCACCCGAACCGACCGCCAUCAACGGGACAUUUUCCAAGACGAGAUUCUUUGGCAAUAGCCAACGGUCAAUCUGCGAGCGUAAAUUUCGUCACCUGUUUGUCAUGUUCUUCCUAGUCGACGCCCCCGAAAACGCGGAGAUUCAUGCCCUUCUCGAGCAAACCAAGCGUCUCGCACGAACAGCAAAAGCCCAGAUCAUACUCCACCAACCUGUGUGCGCUGACCUGCGCGAGUUGAUUCCCCCCAGGCGGGUGUCAGACCAGCUUGUGCAGACUUAUCUGCGCGCCAUGGAGUCAGUGUAUCGCAUCGUGCAUAUACCGUCUUUUCUGCAGGCUUACGAGCUGUACUGGAUCGACUCUGCGGCGGCUGCUCCGGCCUUUAUCAUCAAGAUUCUGCUUAUAAUGGCCAUUGGCAGCGUAUUCUGCCAGGACCAUACCCAGGAUGGCCUCCCCAUCUCGCGAGCCGUUGUCCUACGGUGGGUGUAUACGGCACAAACAUGGCUCAGCUCUCCAUUCGAGAAGUCCCGACUGGAUCUCGAUACUCUUCAGCUCCAUUGCCUCCUCCUCAUCGCCCGUCAGAUCAACCCGGUUGGUAGUGAUCUGGUCUGGCUGGCUGCCGGCACUUUGCUCCGAACAGCCAUGCACAUGGGCUUGCACAUCGACCCCCGCCGUAUCCCAAACAUCUCUCUCUUCGACGCAGAGCUCCGGCGAAGACUGUGGGCUACCGUCCUCGAAAUCAACCUACAGACCAGUACAGAUGCAGGCGGUCUCCCUCUGAUCUCCACCGAUGACUACGACUGCGAGCCCCCGAUGAACAUCGACGACGAACAGAUGGAGAACCCGACCGCGCAACCGACGGAAAUGUUCACUCACACCUCCCUUCAGAUCGCCCUUCUCCGAUCGCUACCCGUCCGACUCCAGAUCGCUCGCUUCACCAACGACUUCCGCCGCGGCGUUUCCUACGAUGAAGCCCUGCGUCUCAGUGCAGAGCUCACCGCGAUCUACCGAGACAAUUCGACCCUCUUCCAGACCUUUAACAAAGGGGUCUCCAAACCCACUCCAUUCCACUCGCGUCUCUUCGACCUCAUGACCCAACGCUUUCUCCUCGCUCUUCACGACCCCUUCACCAUCCGAGCCAAGUCCAAUCCGACCUAUUACUAUUCCCGACAGAUGAGCCUCCAGACGUCACUCCAGAUCCUCAGCCCCUUCACCUCAGAUGCCCCUGACACCGCUGCCGACCCCGACUACACAUCGCUCCUCCUCAUCGGCGCGGCCGUCUACCGCGACGUCACCGCCCAGGCCAUCUGCGUCAUCGCUGACGAAUGUCUGGACAUGCUAGACAAAAGACAGACGUCUCUGACAGCACUUGCUCACAGCUUCGCGCACGAACCUCAGCUCCUCGCUCUCCGAGCCAUCGUGGAACGCAGCACGGCGUACUGUAUGAAGCGAGUCCGCGCAGGGGAAACCAACAUCAAGGGGUACUUGAUCUCAUCGUUCUUACUCGCGUAUAUCGAUGCUCGAUGGAAGGGAGAGCCCGUGGAGGGGGUGGUACGUGAAGCAUUUCGGCAGGACUUGAAGCGAUGUGUUGGAUUGCUAGAGGAGUUGAUCGAGCGAGCGGGGGAUUCUACUUCUGUUCCUGCGGGCGAAACCGAAACUAAUGUUUCGUUCAGUCCGGAGAACAUUGACUGGCUUGCAAAUGACGAACUGAUGCCCGACCUAGGCGCCGACAUGGACAUCAACGCCUGGCUUACGAUGCAGGGGAUGGUCUAAUGUACAAAUAUAUCCAUAUUAUACAAUAUAUAGAAGUUAUAACGAACACACUCC
Aspergillus ibericus CBS 121593 is the source of this 2199-nucleotide messenger RNA. Its product is annotated as fungal specific transcription factor domain-containing protein. Gene Ontology annotation, cellular component: nucleus. Gene Ontology annotation, biological process: DNA-templated transcription; regulation of transcription by RNA polymerase II. NCBI's taxonomy places the organism in Eukaryota, Fungi, Ascomycota, Eurotiomycetes, Eurotiales, Aspergillaceae. The transcript is spliced from 4 exons. The record is from RefSeq and is a predicted model, not a curated record. Bases 85 to 2145 code for a protein of 686 amino acids. Gene Ontology annotation, molecular function: DNA-binding transcription activator activity, RNA polymerase II-specific; RNA polymerase II cis-regulatory region sequence-specific DNA binding; zinc ion binding.